UUCAUCAAGACAAAAAAAACAAUGGCUUUUGAGAUCGUCGAGAGGUAAUCUAGCUCGUCUGGUCUGCCAUUGGAGCUACAUUUGUCCGAUCAGUGUGCUGUGAGUGGCGUAGGACAUGACUGAUCAUGUCGGGUUGGGGAUUCGACAGCAGUGCUCUGGGUUCACUUGCUCGUAGUGCACUUUCCAAUGCUACGAAACAAAUAGAUAAAGUUCUGGACAUUGAUGACAGCCAGGACCCAACUCGAGGAGGUAGCUCUUUCUCAUCUCCUCAGGCAGCGAGACAGCCAGCUAAAAGUACUAACACUGAAGCAGCCGAUGUCGGCGCAUCCAGCAGUGCCAGCACAUCCAGUGGAUCGUUCUGGGAUUCCUGGGAUUUGAAAACUAGUGGCGCUGAUGAGACGAAAAUUCUUAGUUCUUCAUCAAGUAGCUUACCUGUGGGUGCAGUUGGAAAAAUCCAGAGUGGUGCCAAGGCAUCGCGUGGUGGUGGUGCUAGUAGAAGUGCUGUGAAAGAUCAGCAGCCGCCUGGACAUGAUCGUUCGGGAGGAUCACGCCUUGUACUUUCUGCGUCAUCACCAUCGGCAGCAGCAGAUUCUGAUGCGGAGUCGGCAGCCAUCGUGAAAUGUGAUAAUUCGGUUAGUAGUAACAAUAUUAGUGAUAGUGCCAAUGCAGCAUCAGCUGUAUUUGCACAAGCCAACACAACGGAUACGAGCGAAAGCCAGGCAGUGCUGGCUAGAGCUGUGCUGAAGAAGAGAGGCAGGCCGAUACGCUGCAGCUCCAAAGAAAGCAAAAAAUCCUCUCUUUUAUCACCAGCCUCAUCAAACAUGGCUACAUCAAGUUUGUCCAGUACCGCUCAAACGGAUAGCAUUGAUUCUGCCGAUGUAGCUACAUCAGUUAGUACAGAACCUGUGGCCAAUACUGGUAUGGAGGGAGCAAACCUCACAGACGGGACACAUGAAUCUACUUCAGCGACCGCGACAACAGCAACUUUUUCAGUAGUUGCUGCUGGCAGGUCAUGCAGCAGUCCUAGUAGUGCAGAACCCAUGGCAUGUACACCGGCGUCUGUAUCUACUCAACUAACAAUAUGUAGCAGACAGCAGGAGCAAAGUAUUCUGGAAUCGCCAUCUUUGGGUUCUCACGUCCCAGCAGCCAGUAGCAGCAGCAGUAGUAGUAGUAGCAGCAGCAUCUCACCAUCAGCUGGUACACGUAGUCAGUCAACAAGAUCUAAAUCCAAGCCGAUGGUACUGGGUGACGGUAGUAGCAAGACGACAGGAUCACCUUCAAGAAUAAAAGACAAACGCGCCGGCAAGGCAAAGGCUACGUCCGUGCCAGCACUGCCAACUGAAGCCACUGAUCUAGUCUCACCUUCUAUCUCUGCUGCUUUGGCUGCUGACAGUGAUUCUCCACAACGAUUGGACUCUGAUAUGUCAGUGGACGUGGAUAUUUGCAACCCAUUGCAAUCCAGCACACCACUGUCUAAACCGAUGAGCUCAGCUUUUGUUGGUAGUAAUCUAGCUGACGACUCCCAAACGGACACUGCUGCUGCUGCUGCUGCUGCUGUACAGCGGAGUGAUACAUUGUCCAGUGGCUCGUUUGUGGAUAAUCUUGCAGAUUGCGUCGGCACCACGCUAUCAAUUGUUGAUACACCAGCGUUAGUAUCUAAUGGCGGCGGCAGCAGCAGUAGGGAAUGUGCCACUUCUGACCUUGCUGACUGUGAUGAUAGUCAGUCAUUGCACAGUGGAACUGGUAAUGUAGAGCCACGUACUCUCAUGCCGGAUGAUUCACAGAAAGUGUGUGCUGAUGAUGAGACACCAUCGGCAUUGGCCAGUCAUUGUCAUGCAUUACUGCAAGCUGAUACUACGGCCGUUACUUCACAGAACCAGUGGCCUGCUUUGAACAUCACCUCCUCUCCUGGUGAAAAUAGUCGAGAAACUGAUUUAGCUAUUGUGCCGUGUAGUAACGAUGGUGCACAGCUACACGAGGAGACCAUAUCGACAGCAGCAGCAGCGCCCCCAACCGCAUCAACAGAAACAUAUGCAGACGUGCAGCAAGUACCUGCUGUAUUGGUGCCUGAAGAGGGUACUACACUAAAGUCUGACUUGCAAGCAUCCGGGACACAGCGCACGAACACCAGCAACACGGCUGAGGCAGCAACUGACAUGCUGGUGAACACUGCCAAUGCCGGUGAGUCACCAAAUGCAAUGGCGACGUUGGCGUCUGAAAAUGUACAUCGCUUGCGCAAGGAGGUAGCUGAAUGCCGUGAAAUCAUUGACGUGCGCGAGACGAAAUUGGUUCAACUCAGCCGUCAAAAUAUUGAUCUUCAGGAGACUAAUUCCAUUCUUCAGAAUCAACUUGAGGAGGCUGAGAAGGUACAUCGCUUGGCAUCAACUGAUGUUGGAGAGGUAAGCGCUGAGUUCACUGACCGACUUGCAGCAGCAGAGCGCCGCUAUCAGUUGAAAUGCGAGGAAUGUAAGCAGCUGCGCAACGAUGGUCUACAAACCAGUGAACGUGAUCAAGACUCACGAAAUCAUUAUGAGAAGAUGCUGCUCGAGAAAGAUGAUUCUAUUCAAGGUCUUAUGGCUGAAGGUGAAAAGCUGUCAAAGCAACAGCUGCAGCAUUCCAACACCAUCAAGAAGCUGCGUGCAAAGGAGAAGGAGCUGGACCAGCAAGUGACUACACUGCGUAGGCAAACGGCUGAAUCUCAGAAAGCACUUGAAAAGCUGCAAGCUGAGCUAAAGCAGAAAGAUGAGACCGAGCGCAAGUACCAGGAAUCACUGCUCAAAGUCAACACAGUAGCUGAGAAACAGAGCAAAGAAUUGCAUGCUCUCAAACGAGGGCUGGGCUCCGAAGAGGAGAAGAGUCGCACUCUGCAGUCUGCACUGGACAACGCAUACAAAGAGAUUGCUACUUUGCGCAAAGACAAAGCGUCCAACGAGUCUGCCGCCAAUGAAGCAGCCCUCGAGUCUGAAAUUGAAGCGCGCCGUGAAGUCAAACAAGAAUUGGAGAAGACCCGUAUGGAGGCUCGGCAACAACAAGAAUCUCUGCUCUUGCAACUAUCUGAUUUGCGAGCAAGUAUGAGCACAGCUGAGCAAGUGGCUGCACGGCGUGAAGAUCAUCUCAAGCAAGAGGUGAACAAUUUGCGCUGUCAUCUGCAGGAAGCUGAGGGCCAUAGCCAAGAAUUGACUAACAAUGUGUCUGGUGCAACACGGCCCCUACUGCGCCAGAUUGAAAACCUGCAAAGCUCACACAGUGCACAGGUUAGUGCAUGGGAGAAGCUGGAGCGCAACCUGUCUGAACGUUUGGCAGAAUCGCAAGCUCAAGUAGUGGAAAUCACUGAGCAUGCCCAUGUCAUGUCUGAUCGUGCUAUGGAGUUGCAAACCCGACUAUCGACAGUUGAAUCUAGUAGUAAUAGCAAUCGUCAGGACAAGGCAAGACUCGUGGCCGAGUUGGAGUUGCUUCGUUCACGGUACGACGCUUGUGAGGAAGACCGGGCUGGUGCGGUGGCGAAGUUGGAGGCAUUACGCAAAUCACACCAUCAAGAUUUAGAUAUUGUUCGCAAAGAGAAACUGGCAGUGGAUCAACAGCUGGAUGCAGAAAAGUCUAAUGCAGCCGCUGAGAGGAAACGCGCCAAUGUUGCAGAGGAUCGGCUAGAGAAGGAGCGGCAGCGCCAUCACAAAAUACUUGGUGAGUUACGGGAGUCUCAAGUACUGAGUGCUGUCGCUAUAUCACCAGUAUCGCCAGCUCAAACAUCUAACUCUCAUCCGCUAAGUGCUGGUGCUACUUCCUAUCCUAAUCAAGGCGAUAUCUUAGAGCAAUCACUGCUCAGAGGAUCAGCAGCAGCAGCAGCACCGGCGGCAGCACUGGCAGCACGACGUAGGCCGUCGUCACCUGAUAGUGACAACAGUGGUGAUGUGUUGUUGCGCUCUCUUCCUGUUGCUGUGGGUAUGGACAAACUACAUUCUUUGCUCAAGCAGCGCCAAGGUGAAGUCAGUGCAUUGCAAUCACAAGUCAUCCUCUUGGAGAAAGCACGUGCAUCUGUGGCUCAGGAGCUGGUGACAAUGGCUGCGGAAAAUGAGCAGCUUAGCCGGAGGCUGGACAGUGUUCCGGCACUGAAGCGGCAGGUUGAAGAGCUAGAUAAGCGUUACAAUACCAUGCUACAGAUGUAUGGGGAGAAAGCUGAGGAAGCUAACGAGCUACGCAUGGAUCUGGACGAUGUCAAGGCGUUGUAUAAGCAACAGAUCCACGACUUAAUCACGAAAGGUGCAUGUUAAUAAUGUGAUUCCGAAGAGAUGCAGGACUUGCUCACUGAAGCUGCUGCAUAAUUAUUCCUAAUCACACUUCGAAGUAGUAAUUACUUCAAAGUACAAAUUUACAAUACCCAGCGCACAGCCGUUGUAAAGCUAUGUUCACCUUGUUGGUCAGCUUUUUUUCUUCUUCUUUUUUAUGACUUUGUAAUGUCCCGGUGUCUCCAGUUCUUGUACAUAUCACAUUUCAUGUCCUUUUUUUAUGGUCUUGUAAGGUCGUUUUCUCAUAAUAGCUCCCCCCCCCCUCAAUGUUUUCUGAGGAAAUUCUUGCUGCCCUUUUGUAGUCCCACCUUUAUAUCUGUGUUACUAGCCGAGUAUCAGUGCACUAUCGUAGCCGCUGUUACCUGUACUACCAGGCUAAUAACACAAUGUACAUACAAUAUUCUAUGCGCUCCACUCCAUAUUUGGCAUUCUUUUCCCAGGUACACCUAGGCGUUCUUGGCGAUCGAUGCAAGCCGAAGGGCUUGAAUACAAUCACCAGAAACAAUGUGCUGUCUUUCUUUACAAUUCAGUCAAGGUUUCAGAGCGAUGAGGACAAGUAAAGUUGCACUCUUUUGUAGUUGGACUACAAUAAUUGUGACGUCAUUCAAUGUACACUGUAGAUUCCGUUGUUGUUA
Messenger RNA from Sycon ciliatum, 4918 nucleotides. RefSeq names its product TATA element modulatory factor-like. The transcript has 2 exons. Bases 126 to 4268 code for a protein of 1380 amino acids. Gene Ontology annotation, cellular component: Golgi apparatus; endoplasmic reticulum. The record is from RefSeq and is a predicted model, not a curated record. Lineage: Eukaryota; Metazoa; Porifera; Calcarea; Leucosolenida; Sycettidae.